GUGUGUGAGAGAGAGGGAGGGAGAGAGAGAGAGAGAGAGGGAUAGAAAUAAGAGAGAAGGGAGGAGAGAGAGAGAGAGGAGGGAAAAGGAAGGGUGAAAUAGCACCAGGGGGGAGAGAGAAGUGGAGGAAUAGCGGAGGAAUAGCGGAGGAAUAGCGGAGGAAUAGCGGAGGAAUAGCGGAUGAGAGCCAGAAGCGAGGGCUGACUCUUUGGGAGAGGUGUCAGCUUCCCGGAGGAGAGCCAGAGCUGACAGGAGGAGGACACUAGCACAGCACACUGGGAAUGGCAGCAGCACUUUCGCGUGAAGCCUAGGCACGCACCACUCCACAACAACAACAACAACAACACCACCACCAACAACAACAACAACAACAACAACAACAACACAAGGAAGAAAGGAAGGAAGAGGAGGAGGAGAGAGAAAGAAAGAAAGGGAUCAAGAGAGAGUGAGAGAGAGAGAGAGAGAGAGAGAAAGGAGAGAGCACAGAGGAGAUGCCUGCACUGCUGACACACGUGGAGAUGGAGUGAGCAUGCGUACUCGAGCCUACCUUUCUCAUAGGACCCGGGAGACACAAGAGUGUGUGUUUGUGUGUGUGUGAGUGUGUGUGUGUUGGACUCUCGGGCGUGGGAAGAAUCAGGUGGCACACUGCGUCGAGUGGGGUGUACGCAGGAAGAUUCACUUCGGAGGAGAGACACCUCACGUAUCAAACACGGACACACAUGCGCGUACACACUCACGUACAAAUUCACGGACACGUACUGAGACAGACUUUCUCUGAGGCGACGACCAAUGCAGCUCAAAGCUCCAGGCUCUGGGGAGGAUUCAAAGAUGGACCCUGUGCAGAAGGCUGUGAUUAACCACACCUUUGGAGUUCCAUUGGUCAAGACCAAGAGGCCCAUAAUCUCCUGCAACGUCUGCCAGAUUCGCUUUAACUCUGAGAGUCAAGCAGAGGCUCACUACAAGGGGAACCGCCAUGCCAGACGGGUCAAAGGCAUCGAGACCUCCAAGAGUCGCCCACAGGAGAGCGACAAGCCUCCCCCUGGGCCCACCUCCUCCCCAUCACCCCCGGGCCCAGCGGCCUCCACGCCCGAGUCUGACCCCGGCAAAGCAGAUGAGCCGCUGCGGGCCGUGGCCCAGUUGAACGGGCCCCACCUGGCGCCGGGCCCCAGCCCGCUCUCCGCGCCCCCGACCCCGGACUCCCCCGGCCCCUCCGUGUGCCCGCUGCUGCCGCCCCCUGCACCCUCCUGCUCCGCCACCACCACCGCCGUGCAGCCGCCCGCCUCCUCCACCUCCCCUGGCUGUGGCUCCGUGGUGUCCGGCAACCCCGAGCAGGUCGCCGGUGCCCCUGGGGCCCCCGCUGGAGCCCCCGCCGCGGCAUCCGGCAACCCCGAGACCGAAGAGGACAAAGCCAAGAAGCUGCUCUACUGCUCACUGUGCAAAGUGGCCGUCAACUCCCUCUCACAGCUCGAGGCCCACAAUAAAGGCACCAAACACAAAACCAUUCUGGAGGCGCGGAGUGGGCUAGGCCCCAUCAAGGCGUACCCCCGUCUGGGCCCCAAGCCCAUCGGCGAGCAGGGCAGCGGCCCCACUGACCCCAACACUCAGGAACGCACCUUCCACUGUGAGAUCUGCAACGUGCGGGUCAACUCUGAACUGCAGCUCAAACAGCACAUAUCAAGUCGACGACACCGGGAUGGAGUCGCUGGGAAGCCCAACCCUCUCCUCAGCAGGCACAAGAAGCACAGGGGAGCUGACCUCACGGUAUGCCAACCCAUAGCCCCCAUCUCAGCGGGACUGCUCCAAAAUCUAUGGAGAAAGCAGAACUGGACAGAAGGCAGUAGUUUAUAUUCCUCCCUGUCCUUCUCUCAGGAUCUCACCAAAGCUCUGGGCGCCGGCCUGCUGCCCAGUCCGCUGGCGGUGGCGGCGGCGAUGGCGGCGGCGGCCUCCAACAACCCGCUGGCCCUGCGGGCGGCGACGGCGGCGGCACCCCACCCCCACGCGCACCACCUGCUCCAGGGCCCGCCGCUGAGCCACGCCAUCCUGCGGCCCGCGCCCGGCCCCAUCCGCACCACCCACGGCCCCAUCCUCUUCUCCCCGUACUGACACCACCCUCUCUCUGUGCCGCCUCCAGCCCACCCCGAGUUCACCCACCCGCCCAGACCGACACCACCCACCAGCCUUCCCGUCCAACACCACCCGACCUGACCCCACCCCUGGAACCCAAACAACAAACAACAAACAACACACAACGAGGCCAGUCAGUAGCAGCAACACCCCCCCCCCAAAAAAAAAAAAACAUAAAAUAAAAACAAACCAACAAACAAACAAACAAAAAAAACAAACACGACUUAUAAAAGCACACUGUGAAGAGGAGAUCAAAUCAACCAAUCAGCGCAAUCAGUCUGCCUAUGAACGUAGACGAGGACUGCGUUUUGGAGACUGCACCGAGCCAAUCAGCAACUGACAUCUGACGAGACCAGAGAGAGUGAGAGAGUGAGACAAAGAGAGAGAGAGAGAGAGAGAGAGAGAGAGUGAGUGAUGGAGACGGAGGAGAGAUCAUCUGAAAUGAGGAUUGUCGUCCCCCUCUCUCCCCACGGGCGCCGGGCUCCACUGCACGCUCAGCCAGCUGACAGGGUGAUUGGCAGGAGGAGGAAGAGGAAGAGGAGGAGGAGGAGGAGGAGAGGGGAGAGUGCCGCAAUGGAGGAAGGGAGUGCCCACCGCAGGAGUCAUCACAGCUUGCCUUCCCUCUCCCUAACCCCUGCACACACACACACACACACCUCCUUAUUCUCCUUAUACACACACACACAAACACACACACACACACACACACACGCACACACACACACAGACAUUAUACACACACUGUGAGAUGGUAGCAGCUCAUGUUGGAUCCCUGAGAUGCAGGUAUCUGUGGAGACCAUGAGACGUGCUUCUUCCUGGAGACGCUAAACCCGCACACAGACGUUGCAGACACGCAGCGGUUUUUGACGCCGACCACGCGGAACUGUCCGUGUCAUGGCGCCGCCCCUUAUCGCAGGGGCCCCAAUCGUUGUCCUCCUCUGCCCUAUGCACCUCAGAAAAAUACAAGAGGAAACAAACAAACAAAAAAAUAAAUAAACAAAGAGGAAAAAAAAACAAACAAAAAAAAAUCAACUGUUCUGAAUUCAAACACGUCAUGUCCGUAGGGUUUAGCUGCUUUAAGUGGUCUCUUUAGCUGUGAUCGACUCGUGCCCAUGUAUAGCUUUGGCCUCCGCGGGGACGUGGGAUCCUCGCGUGUCUUCCUUGGGUCUCUGCCGGUGGAGGGGACAGAGAGGAGGGAGGGGGGGGCCGCCCUCAUAGAAACAACCCAGUCAGACCUCAUCAACCACUCCAGCCCCUGACAAGGUGUGA
Molecule: messenger RNA, 3393 nt
Organism: Sardina pilchardus (European sardine)
Lineage: Eukaryota; Metazoa; Chordata; Actinopteri; Clupeiformes; Clupeidae
Gene: znf385a
Product: zinc finger protein 385A
Exons: 7
Coding region: 790-2103 (437 amino acids)
Cellular component (GO): nucleus
Molecular function (GO): zinc ion binding; nucleic acid binding
Source: RefSeq, a predicted model, not a curated record